AUGUCAGACACUGUGAACAAUCGUGAAGAAUCACGAAAUGAAUCGAAUGAAGUGCAUGAUCGACGAUCAUCAAUCGAUAAUAACGGAAUCCAACAAGGAAAUAAUAGAGAUACAAUCUUCAAUGAUAACGUAGGUACUGCUACCAACAGUAUUCGAGACAUAUCUUCGGAUACAAAUACCAAUCCAUCUCAUGAUGUCAAUUUAAACAUGUCUUCUAACAGUGGUGAAGACAAUUCUCAUACUAGCAGUGGACGCAGAUCCUCAUCUCAUAGUGACGAUUACAAAAGAUCAGAUGGUACCGAUAUAUCCUAUGGUAGUAAUGAACCUGAUUUGCUUGAAUCAAUAUUAAAAAAUAAAACAAACCAACAUUUAAUUGAUCGUCUUCUUGGUUGUGCAUAUGGACAAGCGCUUGGUGAUGCUUAUGGUUUAUCGACUGAAUUUGAAACACGUGAUAUCGUAGCAAGAAACUAUCCUGAUAAAAAGAAACUAAUUCCAUAUCCAAACUAUAUCUUAACUCAUCAUUCAAGUCGAUGGACAAGAGGUGACUGGACUGAUGAUACAGAUCAAUGGAUAUUAAUUUUAGAGACAUUAACGGAACACGAUGGCGAUGUGACUGUAUUUGCAAGAAAAUUAAAAACAUGGAUCAAUAGAGGUUAUCCAGAAUUAGGUGAUUAUGGUGGAAUGGGAUUAGGCGCUAAUGUAUCGCAGGUCGUUAAUUCAAAUAAUUAUCUUACUCAUCCACUCAAAGCAAGUGAAGUGGUAUGGGAACGUGGUGGUCGUCAAGCAGCGCCUAACGGAGCUGUUAUGCGAUGUUCUGCAUCGGCUUUUGUCCAUUUCAAUGAUCUAGAAAAGGUGAAAUCAACGGCAAUACUGAUGUGUAAAACAACUCAUUUUGAUCCUCGAUGUAUUGCUUCAUGUCUAGCAGUUUGUUUAACUAUUGCUUAUCUUUUGAGAGAAGAAAGUGUUAAUGAUGAUAUUGAAUCAUUAAUUACACGUGUUCAAAAGGAAACUAUUGAUAUACUUGGUGAUAGUUUUAUUCCAGAAGAUCGUGAAGCAUUCUUAUGGCAUACAGAUCAAGCACGUACUUUAGAAGAAUUAAAUUUUGAUGAGCCAAGAAGUAUUGGUUAUACAUAUAAGUGUUUAGCAGCAGGUUUUUAUGGCUUGAGAUCUACUCGUUCGUUUGAAGAAACACUCAAUGAUCUUAUUCGAUAUGGAGGUGAUGCAGAUACAAACGGAGCCGUUUGUGGUACUAUGUACGGAGCAAGAUAUGGCUAUAAAAAACUACCAUAUCAAUGGUUGCGAGCAAUGCCUUUUAAAAAAUGCAGAAUUGCUAAUUGUUACGUUUGGAAUACAUCACAAGGUAUUCUUCCAUGGGAAUCUUAUUUACAAUUAGGUCAUAUUCAACGACCACUAGGUCUUGUACUUAAUCAAUCAUCAAUUACUCAUCAUCAUUUUUCUGUUGGAUAUCUUUGUCUACAAUCAUUUAUGUAUGAUGAAGCACAAGAUGCUUUUAAUUUAGCACUCAAUGUCACUCCUACAUUCAUAGAAGCUCACAUUGGUAAAAUACUCGCAUGUAAACAUGCAUUAUGGUCGGAUACUGACUUUGAAUGUGGUUUAGCAGCUUACAAUGCAGCUCAAAACAUGUUAAAAACAUCAAAUAUUAUGUUAUCACCACUUCAAUCAUCACUUCUUUCAACUGCCUAUUUAUGGUAUUCUAAUAAGUCAUCUAUUGCAGCUGGAGAACUUGCAUUUUCAUCAUCAAUAGGAAAUCUAUCACAGGCAUAUCCAAAUGAAACUGAUAUUAAAGUUUUAUGGGGUCUUUCUCUUCUAAAUGUAGCAUAUCAACAUGAGUUCGAAAGUGAAAUGGAACCAGCACCAAUGUUGAAAUCAAGAGAAACACUAAAAGCUGCUCUAAAAGAUGAACCAACUCAUCCGGGUGCUCUUCAUUAUUUAAUACACGCUUAUGAUGUUGAUCAUGUUAAUACAGCAGAAAAAGCAGCGGAUUAUGCAGUUAUGUAUAAUACAACUGUUUUAACAUUAUCGCAUGCACAACAUAUGCCUGGUCAUAUUUGGAUGCGUACAGGUGCAUGGCUUCUUGCUAUGGGUGCAGAUACAACAGCUAUUCAAGUAAGUUUAGGAUUAUGUGCUACUAAAAUAUUAAAUCGUCACACGUUAAUAUUAUCACCUGAUCUGGAAUCUGUUUUGACUAUAUUUAAUACGACAAAUCAAACUUUAUCUUUUCUUAAAUGUGAUGGUGAAAAUCGAGCUCAUUCAACAGAAUGGCUUUCCUAUUCUCGUUUACAAACAGGUGAUUGGUUAGGUAGUAUUUCCUUAACUCAUAAUCUAUUUAUUGCUGACAAUAAAUCACUUUUAACACCAAAUCAUUAUUUACCAUUUGCUUAUCGAGCUCAAGCACGUACAAUUGUCGAUAUUUUCUUUUGGUCUCCAUAUAGCAAUCAAUUUCUCAAUAAAAUCGAACCUCUAUUAUUAUUCAACAAAGGACAACCAUUAGUUUUGUUCGGUGAUAAUCCUUCAGGAUGGUAUCCUAUAUGGAGUGAAGCAGCAUAUCGUUAUGUUGAAUGUCUUCAAUUAUUGACUAAUUUUCAAACAAGUAAUAACAAAUCUGGUAUUUCAUCAACAAUAGAUAAGCAUCUAGCUCGUUUUCUUAUACUUUCUAAUCGAACGACUCCAUUAAGUAAAUAUAUAGCAAAUAAUAUUUUAAUGAUGAUACCACAAGUACUUGGAAUGCGUUAUUAUAUUAAUGGAUCAUGGCAAGAAUGUUUAAAUGAAUUAAAUACAGCUACUCAACUAGAAUCAGCAGUUGUAUCAAGUGGUAAUAGUCCUACUUUAAUAUUUGCACGAUCAUCAGAAUUACUAGCUAUGCAUUUAUUACUUAUCUAUGAAAAAUAUCAAGAACAAUUAAAUUCAACUAAUUCUUCUGUAUAUAUGCUAAAUGGUACGCAGAUAAAUAUUAACAACUUUCCAUUAAUAGCAUUGGAUUUAUACAAAAAAGCGGAUCAAAUAGCUCCUAAUCGAGCUAUAAAUACACUUGGUAUGGCUCGAUGUAAUGCUCAUCUUCAUCAGGAAAGCAUAGCAGUUAGUUUAUAUCAACAACUUUAUAUGCAAAUGACUACUUUCAAUAAUAGUGAUGACUAUUUUCUUAAAGAAGCAAAUCAAUAUCUUGAUCAUCAUAAUUCAGCUAUAAAUUUUCGUUUUUCUCCUAUUUUAAUCAUUUUUUCACUUUUCUGUUUUAUUUUUAAAUGA
Adineta steineri is the source of this 3264-nucleotide messenger RNA. NCBI's taxonomy places the organism in Eukaryota, Metazoa, Rotifera, Eurotatoria, Adinetida, Adinetidae. The record is from the annotation of a GenBank genome assembly.